AUGAAUAAGAGAAGGAAAUUUCUUCUUGCCUCCGUACUUGCUGUCCAGAAUUCAAAUUUUAUAUAUCCAUCAUGUCAAAAGUGCUUCUCUCGAAUAAUCAUAGUCUCCAAAAGGUCUAACUGUCCAAAAUGUGGCUCUACUGGAGAAGCUGAAAAUGUCAGUUACAGAUAUAAACUUCCCUUAAAAGUUGCAGAAUCAAGUAAAUUGUUUAGCAUUACUGUCUUUGGAAGCUGUUUAGAUACAUUUUUUGGUCUUACUGCCACUGCUUUGCACAGGUACAUUGAAAAUUCUGAUGAAAUUCCUGAAACACUGGACAGUGAUACAGCUAAGAACCUAUUAACUAAAGCAGUUGAAACGUGCUUUGUUGGACAAAGCUUUAUUUUUGGAGUGACGAAUUUUGAAAACCAAGGCUCAGAUUGCAACAAUUUCUUACAGCACUUCCAUGACUGCAAGAGAGAAGUUAAAGCACUGGUAGCUUCCCAGAUUCUUUUGCCAGACCCAAGUGUUGCAGGUUUCACCGUCAUUGACUUCUUCCAUCAGUUUCUGCAGCCUUCCAACUUAAGGAAACUUCACCUUGACUCCCAGGCAAGUAGCUAUGUACUUGCUUUAAGUCACUCAGAUAGUGCUAUCAGUAGCAUAUCUGGUUCUGACAGCAGUUCUUGUUUUUUGGAGCCCUCUGACAAAGAUAAAUUUUCAAGAUACUGGGAGCCAUCACUUGAACUCAUUUCCAUUGAUUCACGGCUAACAGAUGUUAAUGGUUUUUCAACCUCAGAUAAUCUUCACCAAAACCAAAAGUGUAGCUCCUUUGCAGAGGCCCCUGGUUCCAACAGCUACCAUGAUCCCUUUCAGCAUUCAUGGAGCCUUGUUUCAUAUAUGGAUAAAAAGAGUAAAGCAGAAAAGUUGGGUGAAGAACUUGGCUUACAAUUUAAUCAAGUGAGUGUGGUUUGCAGCAAUAAUCGUGACAUUGGAGUUACUGGCCCUAAUUUAUUAUCUCUGAGAGUGCAAGAGUCUCUUGAGCCAAGCAAUACUGAGUCCUUCCACAGUGCAGUGAAAAUUAAAAAUAAGUAUUCCCAACCUGAGCUAAUAUUUUGUCAGCAUCCUGAUGCAGAUACCCCUGUUCUCCAAGAGAAAGCUGCACGUUGUUCUCCUUCGACACUCAAGCUUAAAGAAACGACUGAUGAUUCCCAGGAUUGUGACCCUGAGAUCUGGGAUGAUCUGCCAUUCUCCGAAAGCUUGAACAAGUUUCUGGCAGUUGUCGAAAGUGAGAUUGCUGUAACCCACACAGAUGCCAAGAGUAGGAAGUGUUCUCUAGACAUUGACAUUGACAAAUUACAUGAAGAUGGAAGCAAGUUUUCUUUCACUCCACAGAGAACUACUGGAACCCUGUAUGCACCACCUAUAGCUUUAAGACCAUCACAACCAACAGGCAAAGCAAACUUUGAGAAAAACGCCCUUACGAAGUGUGAUGCAAACCCAAAUUGUGUUCUCAAAGAGUCACAGCCAGAUAAGAUAACAGAGACUGUCUCUGUAAGUCCUAAUGGAAGAGAUGUUUCUAAUCAUGUUCUUCCAAAUGAUUCUAUACCCACUGUAUAUUCAUCUCCCAAAUAUUUUGAAGCCGUGACAGCCAGAAUCCAACCACAUAGGACCAAAAUAUCACCCCAAUCCCUUUCUCAAAACUCAAGGCAAUCUUUACAGAGAUUAACUAUGCAAAAUGUAUCCGCCUCUGUGUUUCCAAGAACAAGCUCUUCACCACCUCCUUUUCAGUCAGAUUCAGAAUGUGAUUUUGAAGAUAGCCUAGAUUUUGUUCCAUAUUCACAAUCAACCCCAGUUGCAAGAUUCCACGAAACAAGAAUUCAUGGGAUAAAAAGUGCUUUCGAAAAAUUACCCGUUUUUAAUUCAGAUCAUAAUGCUAACUAUAAAAAUACAAGGGUGUUCUCUACAAUUGAUAUACAGCAAACGACCCCAGAAGGCCCCAGAAGAUCCAAAAGUCCUAUUUUAUUUGGGAUUACACAAUCAGUGGUUGUCAGCCCCUAUCCUAAUGCUGAGUGCAUCGAGGCGGAUAUUGAUGAAUGGGUUCCCCCAACCACAAAAAAAGAAUUUCUUUCACAUAAUCACUUCCAAACCCUAGGUCUAAGAAGGUGCCUUGCUGCCUGUGAUUCCCCUGAUCAGAAAGAGUUACCAAGAAAGAAAUUAAAAUAUGCUGAACAGAGAACAGAUAAAUGGUUAGGCUGGACUGCAUGCGAUUCCGUUAUUGGACUUAGUUCACAUUCGGAAGUCAAAUGUUGCCUUCCGUUUUCAGAAAGUUGGCGACCUUCAGUGCCUGAAGCUGACAGUGCUUGGUCACCUGAAUUGUUUUCACAAAAGGUCAUCUGA
Elephantulus edwardii (Cape elephant shrew) is the source of this 2373-nucleotide messenger RNA. It is a transcript of the gene DDIAS, whose product is annotated as chromosome unknown open reading frame, human C11orf82. The transcript is spliced from 6 exons. NCBI's taxonomy places the organism in Eukaryota, Metazoa, Chordata, Mammalia, Macroscelidea, Macroscelididae. The record is from RefSeq and is a predicted model, not a curated record. The coding region runs from base 1 to 2373 and encodes 790 amino acids. Gene Ontology annotation, cellular component: cytoplasm; nucleus. Gene Ontology annotation, biological process: negative regulation of intrinsic apoptotic signaling pathway in response to DNA damage.